Messenger RNA from Amborella trichopoda, 2714 nucleotides. The record is from RefSeq and is a predicted model, not a curated record. NCBI's taxonomy places the organism in Eukaryota, Viridiplantae, Streptophyta, Magnoliopsida, Amborellales, Amborellaceae.
UAUUCCGCAUUUUAAGCAAAAAUCUUGUCAGUUCCUUUUCUGCAAUAUUGGCCUGCUAUUUUCUAGGGUUUUCAAAACCAUGGAGGUGGCACGAAAAAUCGUUCUGAUAGUUGAUGCUGCUUGGCCUUUUAUAUGAAACUUUAUAAGGUGGAGAGCUUGGAAUGCAAUAUUGUUUAACUCCGUACUAUCGAAUAGAGAUCAUGGAAGAUGAUGCCUGCCAUAGAUUAGCUGAAUCUGAACAGAAGGAAAGCCGACAAAAUGCAUUGAAUUUCAAAUGUAGGAAGAUACGAUCUGGUUUAGAGAAGGCUAACAUUCGACCUGUCACUAGUGAUGAAUGCAUGGGAGAUAAUGAAAACAAGGAGUUCCUUGAGAACAUGGCAUGUCAAACACCAGAGAAACCAGUCCAGCCUUCUGCAAGGAGUAAGAAGAAAAGUAAUGGCAAUUCUGUGAAAUCGAUGCAAACUGAUGAAUCAAAUCAGGGUAACUAUGCUGAAAUUUCAGAAGACGGGACUUUCAAUGACCGGAACAAUGCUGUUGUACGUGAAUCAAGCACUGACAUCAGAAGAUCGCCUGACAAAGAACCACUCAUUCUUCCAGACAGAUAUGAGACAUUAAGGAGCUUCUUUAAUAGUGUGGUGACUUCUGUAACAUUGCUUGGUCUUCGUAAAAUUUUAUCUACAUUUCAGAACAUCAGCAUUCAGGUGGGGAUAUUGGCAAAAAGGAAGUUUUCAUAUGCCAACCUUGCCCAGCUGAAGUAUAUAUUACCAGAAGCUAUUCAAAUAGAAAAGGUCAUUGUGCAUGAUGGGAAGAGUCUCUGCAUGGAGCCAGAAUUGAGGGUUAGUCUGGUGCCAGAUGCAUUAGAGAGUGAGGAAGAGAAAUCCACCACAUUACCCAAGGGGAGCAGUAUUUGGUCUUUACAAGAAGUUUUUCAUGCAAGACUCCUGGAUUUCUUUAAAGCACAUCCGGAGGUUGAGGAAAUUCCCAAGGCAAAACUGCCUAAGCCAUUCAAUAGUGAAACUGAACAAUUCUCUCUUCCCAACCUAUUCUCUUUGCAAUCAUCUCAAUUGUAUCAUGAAUCCACCACUGAUGACUAUUUGGCUGUAUCUUCGCAUUUACCGCCUUCUUUCCAGCCAAUAUUUGCCCAUAAAAAAAUCCUCCCCAAAUCAGAAAAAACUCAACUUAUACCAUCUCAAGACCCCAUUUCCCAAGGAAGUUCUAUUUUUGAGUUUACCCAAGCUAACAAUUUAUCUUCAAAUGAGAACUCUUCUGAUUCAGCCAUGCUUGACUCUCAUGCUCCUCUAAAUGCCUACUCAGUUCUCAAUUCUUCCUUUUGUGGAAGUACCCCUUUAAAACCCAUCUCAUAUAGUCAUAUUAGCAAUAUACAUUCAAAGGAGAACCCUUCUGAUCUGGCCAUGCUUGACCCUGUUGCUCCUCAAAAUGGCCACUCAAUUCCCAAUGCUCCUUUCUGUGCAAGCACCCCAUUGAAAGCCAUUUCGUAUAGCCAUGUUGACAACUUAACUGCAGAGGACUCUUCCGAUUCAACCAAGCUUCACCCUCUUGCUCCUCAAAAUGCUCACUCAGUUCCAAGUUCGACUUUCUGUGCAAGUACCCCAUCGAAACUCAUCCCAGAUUCAGUUAACUUCAUGUCUGAGACACCAUCUUUGAGUACACCUAAGAGACCUUUGCCCACUCCAAACGACAAUUUAAUCACUACAGUCGUGGAGGCAUCAGGUCGUUUGCCUCCAAAGUCAUGGAACCUUUUAUUCUCUCCAAAAAACCCAGAUGGAAGUGCUUCAAAUUCAGCUUCUAGUUUUGCAAAAGAAAACAAAGACAGGAAGCAUGAAGCUGGAGAAAUAGAAAGUGCUUUGGUGGAUGGAGAAACCAUUGAAAGUCCUACUGCCACUGUGCUGCAACUGGCCAGUUUAAUACUGAUAACCAUAUGUAAUAUGAUUAGUUGGACUGCAUCUGGUUUUGAUUUGAAGGAGGCAGAGAGAGAAAAUGCACCGGCUGAAUAUUGUGAAAUGACGAUAGCUGGUUUGGAGCAACAUCAUCAGAUGCUGGCUUUUUUGCCCAGCCUCUUCAACACAAUCUGCCUUAUAUUUCAGGAAGCCAAGAGAUCCUCUAUAACAAAACAGGAGCUUCUUUACAAGAUACUGACACAUGAUUCCAACAUUACAGAGACAAGAGAUGUUGUUGAAGAACAACUGACACUCUUGGGAGAUUUGGUUCCAGAGUGGAUAUGCGGAAAGAUAACAUGCAGUGGAGAUUUUAUAUACUGUAUUAAUAAAAUCUCAGAUGCCGAGUCCAUUCAUGCAAGGCUUCAAGAAGCUGUGCAACCUGAUCACAAUAAGGUGGUGUAACCUGCCUCUUCUGCACUCACUGAUUAAAAAAGAAAAGGAUUUCCUCUUCCAGAUUUGAAUGACAAGUCAAGAUCUUGCAUGUUUUGUUGUUGAAGACUUGUCAGGUUCUCCAUUUUUGUUGAUAGUGUAGUGAUUUCAUUAAGUCACUGAUGAUCAUGGUACACUCUACAGGACAAUGACAGUUAAUUUGUGAAAAGAACUGGUAACUCAGUCAAUUGCUCUAUAUUUCAAAAUUAGAGUUUUGACGUGUGUUGUGUUGGUUUACGUGGAGAGAGAAAUAUAAGCUAACAAAGACACCAUGGUGAGAAAUGUCAAGCUCAUAAUCGCAAAAUCAGCUUUUCUGAGACAAGAUAU